CACGAAGUCUGGCGUUUGAUGAGCUUUCCAUCCUACAAUUCGGAAGCCAACCACAACCAUGGCAUUGCUCGUGGACAAGCAACGGCCUCGCUCGCUGGACAAGCUAUCAUAUCAUGAAGACUUGUCCCAAAAAUUGAGAGCUUUGGCACAGAGCGGCGACUUUCCUCACCUACUUGUCUAUGGCCCGUCAGGCGCCGGCAAAAAGACGCGCAUUGUCGCCACUCUGAAGGAAUUGUACGGUCCAGGCGUGGAGAAAAUCAAGAUCGACUCCCGCGUCUUUCAAACGACGGCAAACCGCAAGCUCGAAUUCAACAUCGUCGCCUCGAUCUACCAUCUCGAGAUCACGCCUAGCGACGUUGGCAAUUACGACAGAGUCGUCAUACAGGAUCUGUUGAAAGAGGUGGCACAGACGCAGCAGGUGGAUCAAAGCGCAAAGCAAAGGUUCAAAGUCGUGGUCAUCAAUGAGGCCGACCAGUUGACGAGAGAUGCCCAGGCGGCGCUGAGACGAACGAUGGAGAAGUACUCCGCAAACGUCAGAUUGAUUCUUCUAGCAAACACCACCGCCAACAUCAUUGCGCCUAUCAAGUCGAGGACGCUCCUGGUUCGUGUUGCUGCCCCGAGCGAAGAGGACAUCUGCAACGUGCUUGCGAAGGUGGGCAAGAGCGAGAGGUUCAACGACGUGCCAGCUUUGCGGCAAAGGAUCGCGAGGGAGAGCGGCAGAAACCUCCGGAAGGCGCUGCUGAUGUUCGAGGCCGUGUACGCCCAAAACGAGACACCGAACGAGAAGACGCCGAUCCCGCCCCCGGAUUGGGAAGAGCUUAUCGCGCAGAUAGCAGACGACAUCAUAGCCGAGCGCACACCGGCCCGGAUAUUGCAGGUUCGGGCAAAGCUGUACGAUUUGCUGUCGCACUGUAUCCCUGCCACGCUCGUUCUGAAGACGCUCACGUUCAAGCUGAUCCCAAAGGUCGACGACGAGCUCAAGUCAGAGAUAAUAAAGUGGUCGGCCCACUACGAGCACAGGAUCCGGAUGGGCAGCAAACUCAUCUUCCAUCUGGAGGCGUUUGUGGCGAAAUUUAUGAAGAUCUACGAGAGUCACGAAAUGGGAAUGGACUUUUAGGAGCGCUCACGAAGCGGCGUUCUAUAGUUUUGGUCUCCUGAACGAUCACGGCCCCCUGCUCAAAUCCAUCGCGGGAGUCACACUCAGGGGCUUAGCUUCUGUACCAACUAAAGCGAGCGUGUAAUAGAGUACCCGACCGCACUUGCGCGGAAACGUGUUUUGGAG
Verruconis gallopava is the source of this 1282-nucleotide messenger RNA. RefSeq names its product replication factor C subunit 5. The record is from RefSeq and is a predicted model, not a curated record. Lineage: Eukaryota; Fungi; Ascomycota; Dothideomycetes; Venturiales; Sympoventuriaceae. Gene Ontology annotation, biological process: DNA repair; DNA-templated DNA replication. Gene Ontology annotation, molecular function: ATP hydrolysis activity; DNA binding; DNA clamp loader activity. The transcript has 4 exons. Bases 59 to 1117 code for a protein of 352 amino acids. Gene Ontology annotation, cellular component: Rad17 RFC-like complex; Ctf18 RFC-like complex; DNA replication factor C complex.